CGGCUGCUUGGGAGAGGCGAACGCAUCGGGGCGGAUGUCCACUUCACUUUUCCCCGGGUGUUGUCUGUCUCCCCGGCGCACACUCACGGCUGCUUCCAUCUAUCCAUGCAGUUCACUUCAUUGUACUGAAUGUGCUCAUCAAUUAGGCAAGAAUUAAGCCGUUUUAGAUGUUAUAUUGUCUUUUAGCGCUUCGAAGAGGAUUGUAAUCUGCGGAACGAGGCGCAGAUAAGUUUUCAGUGCGGGAAAGCGGAGAGAAACGAAACACAGCCAUGCCCUCGGUGAUGGAGCGCUCGGGGUCCGGGGUCCUGUCCAGGAGCAGAGCAAAGACUGUAACCAACGGCAACAGCCAACCACACUCUGAAGAGGAGAGCAGCGAUGAAGAGCAUGCUCAUGACAGUAUGAUCCGAGUGGGGGGAGACUACCAGGCUCAGAUCCCAGAGUUCAAACCAGACAGUCCAACCCGCUACAAUGAGAAGGACGAGAGGAGCAUGUUGGUCUGGCGUCCCAACAGUCAGCUUUCUGAUGCAAUGUUGGACGAGUACAUACUGAUGGCUAAAGAGAAACACGGAUACAACAUGGAGCAGGCCCUGGGCAUGUUAUUAUGGCACAAACAUGAUGUGGAGCGCUCUCUAGCCGACCUGGCCAACUUCACCCCGUUCCCAGACGAGUGGACAGUGGAGGACAAAGUGCUGUUUGAGCAGGCCUUCAGCUUCCACGGCAAGAGCUUCCACCGCAUCCAGCAGAUGCUUCCAGACAAGCUGAUCGCCAGCCUUGUGAAGUACUACUACAGCUGGAAGAAGACCAGGACCAGGACCUCUGUCAUGGACCGACAGGCCAGGAGGCUGGUCAGCAAGAGAGAGAAAGACGACAGUAAUGAUGAGAUUGAGGAAGGAGACCCUGGCAGUGACAGUGACUUUGAGAUUGACGCCAAGAAAGAGGCAGUCAAACAGAAUCCCAACAAUGCCAACACUGACAAGGCCACCCCCAGUCGCUCUGGGCCGGUGAAGAAGGAAAAUAUCGGAGCGCAGUAUCGCCACCACCCGCUCAGAGCCCGCCGCAGGCCACCUAAAGGCAUGUACCUGGAGCAGGGAGACAUCAUGUCGGUGUCAGCUUCCCACAAUGCCGGGGUGCUUACUAUACGACAGCUGGACACACAGUUGGUGUCACUCAAGAGACAGGUCCAGUCUAUUAAACAGAACAACAGUAGUUUAAAACAGAGCUUAAAUGAAGGUGUUGACACUUUCAAACCAGCUGAGCCUGUCCCUAAGAUGAACUCUCGAUGGACCACAGAGGAGCAGCUCCUGGCUGUGCAGGCUAUCCGUCGCUAUGGCAAAGACUUUGCAGCCAUUGCGGAGGUGAUUGGCACCAAGACACCAGCUCAGGUGAGUUCCUUCUUCGUGAGCUACCGGCGCAGGUUCAACCUGGACGAGGUGCUGAGGGAGUGGGCCGCCGAGCAGGUGGCCACCAGCCGAGACCAGAGAGACCUCCGGAGGAGCAGCGAGGACGUGGCUGCAGAUGGAGCGGCCGAGGAGGACGAGGUCAAAAUGGAGGACUCCCCAUCGGACGCCGCGAGCGGCUCCUCGCCUGCCUCCUCCACCCAGACCCCCUCCUCCCUCUCCCAGCCUCCUCCACUGCUGCGCCCUGCGCCUCCCGCGGCUCCCCCCAGCCUCCUGCGUCAGCCGCCGCCUCUGCAGACACGCCCGCUCCAGAACAGAGCGCCCCAUAACCACCCCCCCCCUCCGCUCAUCCGACCCGCAGUAACCACCUCAUCCUCCACCGGGAGCUCCAGCCUCAGGGCUUCUCCUCCCAGCUCCUCCUCUGCUGCAGGGCAGCUUCCUCCAUCGCUGGUCGGGCUCAAAGUUGAGCAGCCCAACUCACACUGACACACACCCACACCCAGAAACACACACACACACACACACACAUCCCGAACAACACAAAAAGAGACACUGGAUCAUCAAGCUGUUGAAGAGAGAGAGCGCGGAACACACCUGCCUGUUUCCAUGGAAACUGCUGAACAUCUGGAUGGCGGAGGAGUAUGGUUUAACACACUAUAUAUAUAUAUAACACACACACACACACACACACAAACACUGUAGGUUCCACUGGGUAGGUAUCAAGUUAUUGAACCAACCUUCAGGUAAAUAUGAAGUGUGAGGGACAGGAAGUGUGAGCCCAACCUGCUCCUCCUGACAGGUCCUGCACAUUAGAAAGCCGUUAGGAUGGAAAUCAUGUGAAGAAACAGGCUUCUUGUACGUGAGCUUUGCUUUAAAACUCGGACCCUCAGAGGAGCGAAAGACAGUUAUUUUUCAAAUGAACAGGGCUUUGCUCUCGAAGCUGUGCUGUAACUUUACUGUUAUGGCUGUCCAUAGAGCUAGAGGUGGAGCUCCCUCUGCUCGCAUAGCCAUGUAUUACUAGUAUUAACUGGAGUGAUUGAUGUUCUCCCUGUUUUUUUUGUUUGGACUAGACAUUCAAAGUGAGCCCUGGGUAGGCAGUUAGUUAUUGUAAGUAGUUUAGAUAGUGUAUACUUUAAUACUAUGAUGAUGAUUAUUGACUAAGCACUAAGGAGAAAAGGAGCCGUUUAGCACACAUAAGUGGACUUUUCCUCACAUUCUAAGAUUGCUGCAGCGUGUUUUCCACUGGCUCAGUGUCGCAGUUCAUUACUUUGGGGGAAUAUUUUCAGUAGCCAAGCGCUAACACCGGCCGCCGUUGCGAGCAACUGAGCACGUUAGCCUUUGUGGAAAACAGAAAGCAGGUUUACGAAGGAAAGGGGACACCUGAUUUGUCCGACCUCCGACAGAUAACCGCACACUGAAUCCUCUAAAGGAUCACAGAAUUUCCAUGUUUCCAUUGGGAAAUGCCCGUAUACCCUUUCCUGCUGAGAAGAUUGAUAACACUCUGGUGGCUGUAUAGUAAAUGUGAAGCUACUGCCAGCCAGCUAACUUAGCUUAGCACAAAAAAUGGAACAGGUGAAACAGGUGACAUCCACCAACCAGCAUAACUAAUUUGAUAAUGUUUGUUUAAGCCGUACAAAAACGUCAAAUGCGUUUUCAGGUUUUUUAUUAUUUUUAUUUUGUUUUGCCAGAUGGUUCUUUCAGUUUGUGACCAGUUACUUUGUGGAGUAUGUGCUCGUUCUAACCAGUAAGUACUUUUUAUCAGGUGUUCAUCAGGGAGCUUUAGGUGUGCUGGUCAGUGGAUAAAGUCACCUUUGGACAGGGCCAGGCUAGCCAGUUCUAUUUAUGCUAAGCUAAGUUUAGCUAAGCUCUAGUUCUGAUGUCCCUGCUUGUGUUCCGGGCUCGUGGUGACAACAGGAGCAAAUGACUGACUGAUUUACUGACGUGGUUGCUUGUUGUCUCGGUCCCGUGCAGAAUAUAUUGCCUGUCGAGCAGAUCUCGGAUCAGUCAGGUCAUGGAUAAACCUCUUUUUCUUUUUAAUCUGUGCGCAGUGCUUCUUCACUGCGUUCAGCCCAGCACGACACUGAGCAGCCCAUCACUACGUUUAGCUUUAAAGUGGCUUACGGUUCUUAUUUGAUGGACUUGGUUUUUGCAGUAGUCCUUCCUACAAAAAUUGCUUGUGCGUACUGUAUGUGAGAAGCUGUUUACAUUGUGGAAACUGAACUGUUUGUGUUUGAGAACUGUUUUCUUAGAAUAAAGAGAUGACCAAAUAG
This is a messenger RNA of Etheostoma cragini (Arkansas darter), 3667 nucleotides long. It is a transcript of the gene rcor2, whose product is annotated as REST corepressor 2. The record is from RefSeq and is a predicted model, not a curated record. Gene Ontology annotation, molecular function: transcription corepressor activity. NCBI's taxonomy places the organism in Eukaryota, Metazoa, Chordata, Actinopteri, Perciformes, Percidae. The transcript has 14 exons. Gene Ontology annotation, biological process: regulation of transcription by RNA polymerase II; negative regulation of DNA-templated transcription. Bases 270 to 1883 code for a protein of 537 amino acids. Gene Ontology annotation, cellular component: transcription regulator complex; histone deacetylase complex.